GACACUAAAAUCAGCAAUGGCGUCGUUGUGUUUGUGCUCGAAUUGUUGAAAAUUGCAAAUUUCGGUGCAUCAAAGCGAUGAAUGUAUUUUUGAUGCGUUAAGAGCCCCCUUUGUCUUUGAGGCUCCAGGGGGCCCCGCUAUGCACGAGAAUGGAGACGAAACUGUGCCGAAUAUGCGGAAAACUCGGCCAAAACUACGUGAAUAUUUUUCGAACCGAAGGCCUGAAGAACAAGAUCGAAACAUGUCUCCCUAUUAUUGUGUCGCCCCAUUCACUUCUCCCCGAUACGAUUUGUGGCGAAUGCUCAGACAAUGUGGACAAUUUCUACAGUUUUAUCAAGAAUUGUCUCCAGAAUAUUAUCAUACUUGAAGCCCAAUAUGACAUAAACGAGUCUUGUUUGAAGACAAAACGCAAACAUGACAAAGGAUGCACCACUGAUUUGGCCAGAAAAAGCGACAAAAAUACUCAAACUAUCGAUUAUCUUGAUCUCCUCCUCAAAGAAAACGAAUUGAAUUUUCCUAACCUUAAAAAACUGGUCGACUAUGACGACUCUGAUUCUGAACAAGACGUCAAAAAAGCAGCGUCGAUCUUUGAUAAUUUUGGCCGAAAAUAUUUCGACGAUGCAGAAAACUACCUUAUCGACGAAAUUACUCAACGUAAAAAGCGCAAAAACGAAGAUACAAUCGAAUCGUCACGUGCAAAAAUCUGUAAAAUCGAAACAACCAAUCGGCGGAAAAACAAACAACCGAAAAAACUCGAAAUCAAGAACGAUUUUCUAGGAGAUUUACCGCAAGUUUGUUUAUUAUGCGAUGAACAAUUCACUGGUCCUUCCAUGUUGGCUAGUCACGUGUUUGAAACGCACGGCAUUGACAUGGCGGCCGUUACCGGCGAUACUAACGACAAAAAGAAAAAGUUACCAAAUCUACUCAAGAUUUCAGAUCUCAGGAAAAGCGAUUCGAUCGAAGAAGAGGAGCCGCCGACUCUUCUCCCGAGCUUCGUUUGUUCCCUUUGUCCGGCGAUGUUUACAUCACGUCCGGACUUGUUUGGCCAUCUUCGUGUGAAACAUUCCGACCAAUCGGCUCUCUUAUGUGGCAUGUGUCUCUAUCAAGCUUCAUCAUUGGCUAAUCUUCAGUCACAUGUUGAAUUAUGUUCCCACCAACAUCCAACCACAACAAAAUAUGUCUGUCAGGUGUGUCGUUAUGGUGAUGAUAAUUCCAAAUCAUUGGAAAAUCAUAUACUCGUCCAUGACUUUUUGUUGGAUGCGUGUAAAAAACAAUCGAAAAUGUUCGAUCCAGCCGACUAUAUCGAAACGAAUGGUAAUUACGAAUCGGGUGGUUCGUCACCAAUGACAAAAAGUCUAGCGUGUAGUGAGUGCGGAAUGGACGAUUUUGAUAAUUUUAAAGAAUUUAGUACGCAUAGAAGAAGCCAACAUUCAAUUUUUCAUUGCGAUCUUUGUAAUAAAUUUUACGGCCGUAAUUCGCAUUUAUGGAAACAUGUCAAUCGAUUGCAUAAAGGACAUCCAAGUAUCACGUGUCAGUUGUGCUACAAAACGAGUGCUUCAAAGUAUCAUCUCGCACAACAUUUCAAUAAAAUCCACAGUACGAAGAGCUGCAAAAAGAGCGAAAAUCAAUUGAAUUUUGACAAUACGGACGAUUUUAUGUCACAGAAAUUCCAAGCUUUUGAUUUUCAAUCGGUCAAACAGAGUUUCAUGCGACAGGAAUUACUCGAACAACAGGAAAAGAAGUUUUCCGAAAACGACGACAACUCGAAUAAUCAUUUAUCCGAUCAGGAACCACCAUCUGCACCUAAAGAAAUUGACUCAUCUAGUGACCUCUACACUAACAUUAUUACAAACUAUACGCCACCUGCCAACGAAGGCGAAUUCAAAUGUCCCAAGUGUGGUAAAGGUUUUCACAAGAAAACCCUCCUUAAGAAACACAAAAAGAACUGUAGACCACGUCUCCAGAAAGAUUUACUCACUCGUUGCAAAUCAUGUGCUCGUAUAUUUAAAGAUCGCCAAAGUCUCGCCAAACAUUUGGUUAAUUACCAUUCAGAGUAUGCGUGUGAAAUAUGCGGUCAAAAAGUCCAAAGUAAGUGUGAGAUUGUCUCACAUAUUAGGUUCACACAUCCCGGUUGUCAUUUGUUUUGUACGAUAUGUGGUAACAUAUUACGUAGUCGUAACGAUAUGGCCGACCACACACGUGACCAUAUGAAUAGUUACGUCUGUCAAUUCUGCGCUGAUGCGUUACCAAGCAAAAUCAAACUUAAAAUGCACAUUUUAAGUCUACAUCGUAAAAUAUUAAGUUUAAGUUGCGGUGUUUGUUUGAAAUUGUUUGAAACGCAACAUGUUCUACGCGACCAUGUCAGGUUAGUACAUCGUGAUCAGUUGGCGCCACUGACUUCGUGUCCCGUCUGUGGUAAAAAUUACGGUUCAAAAUGGAAAACCUACGAUCACUUGAAUAAGUCACACGGACGUAUUUUUAAAGCUUGUAAGGCUUGUCUUGAAGUUUUUGACAAUGAAAAUCAAUUACAAGCCCACUAUGAUAGUGUACAUGGUGGGGGUAAAAACAAUAUACCGGUCGUAACGUCACAAGUUAGCCAACCACAAAAUCACUGUGAGAGUGAAAGUGAGCGAGAAACGAAUAGCGAACAAAGUGAUGAGCAAGAAGAAGACGAACAAUACGAUAAUAAAAUCUCACUAUUGGAGAAACGUCUACUUGGGAAAAAUGAGAAGGUGUUACCAACCAAAAUUAAUAAUAAAAAACUCAAAGAACUCGAUUUUGACACGAAUCCGCAACAUAACAGUUCAAAACGUACAGUUUACGUCAAUAGUAACGAUCCGUCAUUUUGCGAGAUAUGUCACAAGACAUGGCCUGCUAAGAAACAUCUCUGGCAACACUAUAUCCGGUGUCAUAAAUCAGUGGCGGCUACGGUUUGUGGCAUUUGUCUCAAAACAAAUUCCUCCUAUGGUGCACUUCAAGCCCACUUGAUGGAAACUCAUCCAACGCUUUUGCACGGUCAAGGUUUCGGUUCGAAUUUUAUUUGUCGUAUUUGUGGUCGUUAUCACAAUGCGUCAAGUAAAUUAAAAUUGCAUAUGGCGAUUCAUGAGAAUUUUGAUUGGUCGAUGCUUGAACAACCGAAAGAGGAGAAGAAGGAAGAGAAUGGGUUCCAGGAUGCGUCUGAAAUUAAUUACGAGAGUUUGAUUGAACAAGUCGAGUGUUCCUCGGGUUCGGAAAGUGAAAAUGUCGAAACGAAAGAUAAGGAAUCAAGUUCGGAGGAUGAUAGUGAUAGUGAGACGAACGAAGCGAGUUCUGUGAGUGAGGAAGAAGAGUCGAGUGGAAGUUGGUUUAUGGUUAAAAGUGAAGAGAGUGAGGAGGAAAAGUUGGAAUCGGCGAUCAGAUCGAUUAAAUAUGAGUGCGUGGAAAAGGUAGAGGAGGAGGUGGAGGAGGAAUAUUGCGAUAUGCAAGCGCAAAGUUUGAAUGAUAAUGAAAUCGAGUCGGCGGUGGGGAGCAUAUUGUAAAUAAGGAUAGGUUAGAAUUCGAUGUUCAGUUUUUAUGAUGCAUAUCUGUAUAUAACUCAUGAUUUUUUUUUCUGAUGUAAUAUGAAGAGACUGUUUUUUUUUAAUAAUGAGUAUUUAGGAUUGUAAGUGAUCUGCUUGUUUAGGAUAGGAUAUUCUAAGCUAUUUUUUUAUAUUUAUUUUUUUAUAUUGAUUUCGACUAGUACAUAACUUAAGUCAUUCCCAUACUCAGUAAUUGUAAGGCUAUGUGUAUAUAAAAUGAUAUUCAUGAAGUAAUACAUAAUUUUCUAUGA
Tribolium castaneum (red flour beetle) is the source of this 3808-nucleotide messenger RNA. RefSeq names its product zinc finger protein 729. Bases 150 to 3518 code for a protein of 1122 amino acids. Gene Ontology annotation, molecular function: chromatin insulator sequence binding; zinc ion binding. The transcript has 3 exons. The record is from RefSeq and is a predicted model, not a curated record. Gene Ontology annotation, cellular component: nucleus; chromosome. Gene Ontology annotation, biological process: regulation of transcription by RNA polymerase II. Lineage: Eukaryota; Metazoa; Arthropoda; Insecta; Coleoptera; Tenebrionidae.